UCCAAGCAGCUAGAGAACAGGAGCUCCGACCCCUCAGUUUCAUUCCAGGAAAGACACUUCAUUCCUUCUGAAGGACGAGAGCUCACUUCAAACAUGGUUGAUAGAAGCAUUGCACUGGAGGCUCUGGGAGCACUCUGCAAUGGCAACGUGACGUCUGUCCAGCAACAAGCAUCACCAGCUUUUUCGCCCAGAGCGAAUCAUCAUGCUGGACCACGGCAGAAUCUGUCCAUCAAGCUACUCAUCCCGACUGUCAUUGAUGGAGAUGAACACUCCCAUGUGUCAAGAUCCUGCUUCUACUGCAUCAAGUCCAUUCUGGAAACCAGUGGUGUAGCUCCCAGGUCCGCACUGGACGAGACGGUUGUUGAAAUCAAGAAGAAUCUCAUUAUGGAUGAGGAAGAAUUCUUUGCCCCAGGGUAUGACUAUGAUUUCACCAAGCUGACUGAGACCGAGACCUAUUGGAGAGGUGGAGAGAAGUACGAGCGUCCAUGUGGUUGGUACCGAUUUGGACUCAAGGUGCUGGACAAGUAUCCUGGGAAUACCUGGCUGGGAACCAGGUACCGUAGCACCCAGUCAAGCCCAGGGGAGUGGCCUGUGUCUUACCAUGGGACAUCAAAGACAGGUGCAGACGGCAUCAUCGGAGAUCACUUCAAGCCAGGACCAGGGCAGACCUAUGGCAGGGGGAUUUACUCCACACCAGACAUAAGUGAGGCGGACCGCUACGCCAAAACGUUCAUCUCCAGCAAGAAUGGCAAGACGUACAAAGUGGUUCUGCAGAAUCGAAUCAACCCUGCGUACAGAAAGAAGUACGUUAACGACCUCUACUGGCUGGUCCCCAUCCCAAAGGGAACAUCAGAAGAUAAAGAGCAGGAGAUGGUAGAGAGGGCCAUCCGUCCUUAUGGCCUUCUGCUGAAAGAGGUCUAACAGAGGAAGAUCUCUUUCACAAACACUCUGUUGUUGGGCUUUGAAACAAAUCCUGUCUUGUUAAUGUAAUUCGAACAAAGUAUUCUGAUGCUGUCACAUGUCAUUUGCAUAUCAAGAUGAAUAUGCAAAAAUAAUAUCUCAUCUGUAUGUGUGCUUUAUAGACUGGAAUAAACAACCUGCAAUCUA
Messenger RNA from Limanda limanda (common dab), 1107 nucleotides. RefSeq lists its product as uncharacterized. The record is from RefSeq and is a predicted model, not a curated record. Bases 94 to 921 code for a protein of 275 amino acids. Lineage: Eukaryota; Metazoa; Chordata; Actinopteri; Pleuronectiformes; Pleuronectidae. The transcript is spliced from 4 exons.